CUUCACUUCUUCUGCGCGCUGCAAGCAAAAAAGGAAGCGAAGCAGAACCACCGCGUCCCAUCAUUUCACAUCACCGAGCAGAGAGCACACUGAGUAGACAACAGCUGUCUGUCAUUUUGAAGGACCAGUCGGCUGGACACACGUGCUGCUUGCUGACUGUUGGUGGGCAGACGAGCUGAGACAAGACGAGACGAACAGCGGAAGGGAACGAGGCAAACAGGACGAAACACAGGGAACCAUGCCGAAGACACCAAGCUUCUUUCGCCGCUCAAAGCGGAAAAAGGACCUCGUGAUUCGUGACGCCGUUGUGGCAAAGUCUGCAAACGGGCGGUUUGGUUUCACUGUGGCUGGAGGGCUGGAGAGUAACUCCUUCUGCUUCAUUGAACUCGGCAAGGAGAAGCCGCACGUGAGGUCGGGCAAGCUGCAUGACAAGGACCUGAUACUGGAGGUGAACGGCGUGGACGUCGCCGGCGAAUCGCAUGAGCGGGUGACGGAGUUGAUUGCGCAGUCUGCACAGGACGUUCGCCUCUCCCUCGGCACCAUUGGCCGCGACGACCUCAUCAAGAUCAGCACUGUGUUCAACCUUCAACAGCCGGACCCGCUGUUGGCUGAGCUGCAGGCGCGCGUCAAGAAGACCGUUUACUCCCUCAUCAUCCCCUGCACCACACGCAGCAAGGACGCACAGGACGUGCAAGGGAAGGAUUACUACUUCAUCUCAAAGGACCUCUUCCAGAAGCUCAUUGAGUCAAACAGGAUGCUGGAGUACCGAACGGAUGAGCGCGGGGACAUGUACGGGACGAUUCUUCCAACAAAGGACUUGAUUGCACACAUGCGCGGACAAGAGGCACUCUCAUCCCAACCCAACGGUGCAGCCAUGACGCAACGCCAGCCCGCUGCAGCAGCAGCGGCAGCAGUGACGUCUUCAUCUCCAUCCACAGCACAACGAAAAGCAGGAGCGGCGUCUGCGUCUGCGCGAACGAGCGUUUCCAUCCGCGUGAGUGAUGCCGGAUCGGACGCAUCGUCCAUCGCGUCCCGGACACACGAGCCGCUCCUGUCAAAAGCGGACAUGAAGCGGCUGCAGACGGGCGACGCGCCAAUGGUGCAGACACUCGUGCUGGCGCGCGGCGAGGGUGGCCGGCUUGGGUUUGCCUUUGACGGCGGUGUGGAACACGGCACCCUGCUCUCCAUUCGCCACAUUGGUGACGUCCACAUCCUCUCCACCACAAACCGCGACCUGCGCGUGGGCGACUGCCUGCUUGCGGUUGACGGCCAGAGCGUGGCUGCGUGCUCCUCUGUUGAGGCUGAGAAGAUUGUCGCAAAGUGCGGCGACCCCGUCGAGAUUACGACAACAUGCGUUGAUGAGAGCCUCCUCGACUCAAACUACCGCAUCAGCGCGCACGACUUCCUGACGUCGGCUGUCUUCAACCGCCCGGACAUGCGUGCGGCGCGGGCUGACCUUCGACGCGACGUGUACGCAAAGACAAUCCCAUACACAACCCGCCCGCCACGCGAGGGCGAGGUGGACGGCAAGCACUACCACUUUGUCUCGCGCGAUGUCUUUGAGGAGAUGGUGAAGCGGGAUGAGUUUAUUGAGUACGGCGAGAACAAAGGCAACCUGUAUGGCACGCCGCGGCAACCGGAGGUGGCUGCAUCCAGCAUGCAGCGCAGCGCAUCGACCCUGCACCUUCGCCGCACGUCCGAAUUCAGGGCCGCAACCUUCCUCCUGCAGAAGAAUUCCCCAGACGAGCUGUUUGGCAUGGAGCUGCUGAAGGGUGAGCGCAGCAUCUUCGUCUUCCGCGUUGCACCCAACUCCCCCGCCCACCGCGCGUACGUGCGCCCCAACAUGGUGCUGCUGGCCAUCAACGGGGAGGACAUGACCCGUGCCAAGCUGUCGGACGCCAUCAGCCGCCUUGCUGCCGCGGGCGACACGGUUGAGCUCUAUCUUCGCUACGAUAAGGACGGGCAGGACAGGGCUGUUGCUGUGGCCAAGGAGACGCCAACCACCCCGCUCUCAAAGAAGCUCGAGGCUGAGGAGAGCGAGCGAGUGCGUCGCGCUGCAGACGAGGCGAUGGCGAAACGGCGACAGGAGGAGCUUGAGCUGCAGUCGUCCGUGCAGCAGAGGCUUGAGGAGGCUGCAGAUACACCACGCAGCACUGCUGGCAAUGGUGACGGUGACGGUAAUGGUGAUGGUGAUGUGGGAGCAGCGGCAGCAGCAGCAUCGCAAACAAACGAUGGGCAGGCUGCAACGGCGAGUGAAGAGGAUCGCGGAACAAGCAGACACUUGUGGGGACUGCUGCUGGCGAUUGUUCUCGCCGUGCUGGCUGUGGUCAUUGCAAUCAUGACAGAUCUUCCCUUCCACAGCUGAAGUGUCACGUUUAAAGUGUUGAUCUUGUCGUUCGGUUGAUUCUUUGGGGUGUUGUGUUUUGUUCCGUGUGCUGCUGAGGUGAAGUUGACACUUUCCAUGCGUCUUUUCCUGUGUUUCGUUGAUAGCUGCUGCUGCUCGCCUUCAUGCUCCUUCAUGUUUCCGCCUCACAGGCAUUGUCGUCCAUUGAUUCAGUGGUCGCCCCAAAGCGCGCGCAUACGCACGCACAUACACAACCUGAAGGCAGUGCCUGUAUCAUUUGCCUUUGUCCCCUUUGUCUCGCUGCCUUCAUUCGUUCGUCUCGCCCCUUUGGUUGUCGUCUCGUUAACUUUCCUCUUCAAAGAAUGGGUGUUUGGUUCGUGUUGGUUGGUUGUCAAGGUUGUGUCUGAGUGGUGAUCGUUUAGAACAAGCAAGCUUGCGUUUCUCGCUUCCCAUCCGCACACUGUUGGGCUUAAGUACAACAACAAGCAUAUCCAAA
Molecule: messenger RNA, 2840 nt
Organism: Salpingoeca rosetta
Lineage: Eukaryota; Choanoflagellata; Craspedida; Salpingoecidae
Exons: 12
Coding region: 239-2365 (708 amino acids)
Biological process (GO): signal transduction
Cellular component (GO): cytoplasm
Molecular function (GO): protein binding
Source: RefSeq, a predicted model, not a curated record